Messenger RNA from Daucus carota subsp. sativus, 2832 nucleotides. Its product is annotated as cell division control protein 48 homolog E. Gene Ontology annotation, biological process: mitotic spindle disassembly; autophagosome maturation; retrograde protein transport, ER to cytosol. The transcript is spliced from 9 exons. Gene Ontology annotation, cellular component: cytosol; VCP-NPL4-UFD1 AAA ATPase complex; nucleus. Lineage: Eukaryota; Viridiplantae; Streptophyta; Magnoliopsida; Apiales; Apiaceae. The coding region runs from base 158 to 2581 and encodes 807 amino acids. The record is from RefSeq and is a predicted model, not a curated record. Gene Ontology annotation, molecular function: polyubiquitin modification-dependent protein binding; ATP hydrolysis activity; ATP binding.
AAGUAACGGAUUAACUAAAACAAAAUAAUUCUCUCUGUAUAUAUACGAUAUAAAAUAAACCCCCACCUUGAGAUCCUAUUAUUCUAACCCUCUUCAUCGUAUUGUCUUGUGUUUUAUCUGAAACAUCUUUGCUCAGUCGAUUAAACUAAACACCACUAUGAGUAAUCUCCCCGAAUCAUCCGACUCGAAGGGAGCGAAGAGGGACUUCAGUACAGCGAUUCUUGAGCGCAAGAAGGCGGCGAAUCGUUUGGUGGUUGAUGAGGCUGUUAAUGAUGAUAACUCGGUGGUUUCACUUCACCCCGAGACUAUGGAGAAGCUUCAGCUCUUUCGGGGCGAUACUAUUCUCAUAAAGGGUAAGAAGAGAAAAGAUACAAUCUGCAUUGCCCUAGCUGAUGAUACUUGUGAUGAACCAAAGAUUCGGAUGAACAAAGUUGUCAGAUCAAAUCUCAGGGUUAGACUUGGAGAUGUCGUUUCUGUGCACCAGUGUGCUGAUGUCAAGUAUGGGAAGCGUGUUCACAUUCUUCCUGUGGAUGAUACUAUUGAAGGGGUUACUGGAAACCUUUUUGAUGCCUAUCUCAAGCCCUAUUUCCUGGAAGCCUAUCGCCCUGUUAGGAAGGGUGAUCUAUUUCUUGUAAGGGGAGGCAUGCGAAGUGUGGAGUUCAAGGUUAUUGAGACAGAUCCUGCUGAGUACUGUGUUGUUGCCCCUGACACAGAAAUAUUCUGCGAGGGAGAACCUGUGAGAAGGGAGGACGAAGAUAGGUUGGAUGAGAUUGGAUAUGAUGAUGUUGGUGGCGUCCGUAAGCAAAUGGCUCAGAUUAGGGAGCUGGUGGAGCUCCCUUUAAGACACCCACAACUCUUCAAAUCUAUUGGAGUUAAACCACCAAAAGGAAUUUUGCUUUAUGGACCUCCUGGAUCUGGGAAAACUUUGAUAGCCCGAGCUGUUGCAAAUGAAACUGGUGCUUUCUUCUUUUGUAUUAAUGGGCCAGAAAUUAUGUCAAAGUUGGCUGGGGAGAGUGAGAGCAAUCUUAGGAAAGCAUUUGAAGAAGCUGAGAAGAAUGCACCAUCCAUUAUCUUCAUUGAUGAGAUUGAUUCAAUUGCUCCCAAGCGAGAGAAGACCCAUGGAGAAGUUGAGAGGAGGAUAGUUUCCCAACUUUUGACACUUAUGGAUGGACUUAAAUCUCGUGCCCAUGUCAUUGUUAUGGGUGCUACAAAUCGUCCCAACAGUAUUGACCCUGCUCUGAGAAGGUUUGGGAGAUUUGACAGAGAAAUAGAUAUUGGUGUACCUGAUGAAGUAGGACGGCUAGAGGUUCUCCGCAUACAUACAAAGAACAUGAAGCUCGCUGAAGAUGUUGAUUUGGAAAGAAUCUCAAAAGAUACUCAUGGUUAUGUUGGUGCUGAUUUAGCUGCUCUGUGUACUGAGGCUGCACUUCAAUGCAUCAGGGAGAAGAUGGAUGUUAUCGAUUUAGAAGAUGACACAAUAGAUGCGGAGAUACUGAACUCGAUGGCUGUUACUAAUGAGCACUUCCACACUGCUCUUGGAACUAGCAAUCCCUCUGCUCUUCGUGAAACAGUUGUCGAAGUGCCUAAUGUCAGUUGGGAAGAUAUUGGAGGCUUGGAGAAUGUUAAGAGAGAACUUCAAGAGACUGUCCAAUAUCCUGUGGAGCAUCCGGAGAAAUUUGAGAAGUUUGGCAUGUCGCCUUCAAAGGGAGUCCUUUUCUACGGACCACCUGGAUGUGGAAAAACUCUACUGGCCAAGGCAAUUGCUAAUGAAUGCCAAGCUAAUUUUAUCAGUAUAAAAGGACCUGAGUUGCUUACCAUGUGGUUUGGAGAGAGUGAGGCGAAUGUACGAGAAAUAUUUGACAAGGCUCGUGGAUCUGCUCCUUGUGUCUUGUUCUUUGAUGAACUGGAUUCAAUUGCCACUCAGAGGGGAAGCAGUGUUGGAGAUGCUGGUGGAGCCGCUGAUAGGGUUUUGAAUCAACUCUUAACCGAAAUGGAUGGCAUGUCAGCUAAGAAGACUGUUUUCAUUAUUGGGGCUACCAAUAGGCCUGAUAUUAUUGAUCCUGCACUAUUGAGACCUGGGCGUCUUGACCAGCUAAUUUACAUUCCCCUCCCUGAUGAGUCGUCCCGCCAUUCAAUAUUCAAGUCAUGCCUUAGGAAGUCACCUGUUUCUAAAGAUGUCGAUUUGAUGGCACUUGCCAAGUACACUCAAGGAUUUAGUGGUGCUGAUAUAACUGAAAUAUGCCAAAGGGCUUGCAAGUAUGCCAUCAGGGAAAAUAUCGAGAAAGACAUUGAGAAGGAGAAGAGGAGAAGCGAGAAUCCCGAGGCGAUGGAGGAGGAUGAUGUCGAAGAUGAAGUGGCUGAGAUCAAGGCGGCUCACUUUGAAGAAUCAAUGAAGUAUGCUCGACGGAGUGUCAGUGAUGCUGAUAUUCGGAAGUACCAGGCAUUCGCCCAGACAUUGCAGCAGUCUAGAGGGUUCGGCUCUGAGUUCCGAUUUUCAGAAACUAGUGGCACUGCGGCAGCUGGCUCUGACCCAUUUGCCGCUCCUGCCGGCGUGGCUGAUGAAGAUGACCUGUAUAGUUAGGUCAUCUCUGAGUGUGUCCGUUGUUGGCUCAGAAAGUUACUUUAUAUACUCUCUUUUUACUUUGUUCUGUAUGUUGCUCUUUCCAUGCAAGAUGGAAAUGAAAAUUUCCAUGGAUAAUUUAAUCGCCUUUUCUGUAUGGAAUUGCUAUGUUUCAUGGAUAAGUUAUUUAGCAGACAGAACCUCUUGCUGAGACAAUUUAUGCAGCUCCAUGGAUUGUUAAUGUGAGAUGUUUAUACAAGCAGUUCUUUAAA